Molecule: messenger RNA, 2337 nt
Organism: Kluyveromyces marxianus DMKU3-1042
Lineage: Eukaryota; Fungi; Ascomycota; Saccharomycetes; Saccharomycetales; Saccharomycetaceae
Gene: RAD3
Product: TFIIH/NER complex ATP-dependent 5'-3' DNA helicase subunit RAD3
Exons: 1
Coding region: 1-2337 (778 amino acids)
Biological process (GO): positive regulation of mitotic recombination; transcription by RNA polymerase II; nucleotide-excision repair
Cellular component (GO): nucleus
Molecular function (GO): ATP binding; hydrolase activity, acting on acid anhydrides, in phosphorus-containing anhydrides; damaged DNA binding
Source: RefSeq, a predicted model, not a curated record
AUGAAGUUCUUCAUCGAUGAUAUGCCGGUGCUGUUCCCAUAUCCAAAAAUUUAUCCGGAGCAGUACCAAUACAUGUGUGAUAUUAAGAAGACGUUAGAUGCUGGAGGGAAUAGUAUAUUGGAAAUGCCUUCUGGUACAGGAAAAACUGUUUCUCUACUAUCAUUGACAGUUGCGUAUCAGAUGCACUAUCCUGAACACCGAAAGAUUAUUUAUUGUUCUCGUACCAUGUCUGAAAUCGAGAAAGCAUUGGUAGAACUAGAAUCGUUGAUGGAGUAUCGAGCUAAGGAAUUGGGAUAUGUUGAAGAUUUCCGCGGUUUGGGUCUUACAAGUAGAAAGAACCUAUGUCUUCACCCUCGAGUCAGCAAAGAAAGGAAAGGUAACGUAGUUGAUGAAAAAUGUAGAAGAAUGACAAAUGGUCAGGCAAGAAAGAAGAAAGAAGAACACCCAGAGUUGGAUAUAGAACUAUGUGACUACCACGAAAAUAUGUAUAACUAUGACGUUGCGGACUAUCUACCGUUGGGAGUGUACUCAUUUGAGAAGCUUAUUAGAAUCUGUGAGGAAAAGAGAAUGUGUCCAUACUUUACUGUUCGUCGUAUGAUUUCGAUGUGUAACAUCAUAAUUUACUCUUACCAUUAUCUAUUAGACCCAAAGAUUGCUGAGCGUGUCUCCAAAGAAGUUAGUAAAGAUGCAAUUGUUAUCUUUGAUGAGGCGCAUAACAUUGAUAACGUUUGCAUCGAGUCUCUUUCACUUGAUUUGACUAAAGAUUUGUUAAAGAAAGCAACAAAAGGUGCUAACUCUUUAGAUAGGAAGGUUGAAGAAAUGAAAAAAGUGGACUCUAAAAAAUUACAAGAUGAGUACGAUAAAUUGGUUCAGGGCCUCAGAGCAUCGGAUAUUCUAGAGCCAGAAGAAGAACCCUUAGUUGAGACCCCGGUUUUGUCAAAUGAUAUAUUAAAAGAAGCCAUUCCAGGUAAUAUAAGAAGGGCAACACAUUUUAUUUCAUUUUUGAAAAGAUUUAUUGAAUACCUCAAAACAAGAAUGAAGGUUUUGCAUGUCAUAUCGGAGACACCAAACUCUUUCCUCCUUCAUCUUAAACAGUUGACAUUCAUAGAAAAAAAACCAUUACGAUUCUGCUCAGAGAGAUUAUCUCUAUUGGUCCGGACUUUGGAAGUAGACGAAGUGGAAGAGUUUAACGCUCUCAAAGACAUAGCAACAUUUGCUACUUUGAUUUCAACAUAUGAAGAUGGGUUCCUUUUGAUUAUCGAACCAUAUGAAAUAGAAAAUGCUGCAGUUCCAAAUCCAAUUGUCAGAUUCACUUGUCUUGAUGCUUCAAUUGCAAUCAAGCCGAUCUUUGAGAGAUUCUCAUCCGUUAUUAUUACAUCAGGUACCAUUUCUCCGCUUGAUAUGUAUCCAAAAAUGUUAAAUUUUGACACGGUUCUGCAACAGUCAUAUUCUAUGACUUUGGCCAAAAAAUCGUUCUUACCAAUGAUUUUAACAAAAGGUUCUGAUCAAGUUGCAAUAUCAUCUAGAUUCGAAAUUAGAAACGAUCCUUCCAUUGUACGUAACUACGGUUCUAUGUUAUUAGAAUUUGCUAAGAUUACUCCAGAUGGGAUGGUUGUGUUUUUCCCCUCAUAUUUAUAUAUGGAAUCUAUUAUCACGAUGUGGCAAACAAUGGGUAUUCUUGACGAGGUAUGGAAAUACAAACUUUUAUUAGUUGAAACCCCAGACGCACAAGAAACUGCAUUGGCAUUAGAAACAUACCGUAAAGCAUGCUCUAAUGGGAGGGGAGCAAUUCUUUUGUCUGUUGCUCGUGGUAAAGUUUCAGAAGGUAUCGAUUUCGACCAUCAUUAUGGAAGAACAGUCCUUAUGAUUGGUAUCCCAUUUCAAUACACAGAAUCUAGAAUAUUGAAGGCAAGGUUAGAGUUUUUACGUGAGAAUUAUCAAAUAAGAGAAAAUGACUUCUUGUCAUUUGAUGCCAUGAGACACGCAGCUCAAUGUUUAGGUAGAGUUUUACGUGGUAAAGAUGAUUAUGGUGUAAUGGUCUUAGCUGACAGAAGGUUUGCUAGAAAGAAAAAUCAAUUACCAAAAUGGAUUUCUCAAGGUUUGUCUGAUGCUGAUAUGAAUUUGUCUACAGAUAUGGCAAUAGCAAACACGAAACAAUUCUUGAGAACUAUGGCACAACCCACCGACCCUAAAGAUCAAGAGGGUGUGUCGGUGUGGAGUUAUGCUCAGUUACUUGAACAUCAAGAAAACCAAAAAAAGAAGCAACAUAAUGGAUUUACUGAGCCCGAUGAGGAGGAGCAGAAAGACAAUGAUGGAGACAUCGAAAUGAAGGAUUAA